Messenger RNA from Amborella trichopoda, 3266 nucleotides. Its product is annotated as putative beta-D-xylosidase 2. The record is from RefSeq and is a predicted model, not a curated record. Gene Ontology annotation, molecular function: alpha-L-arabinofuranosidase activity; xylan 1,4-beta-xylosidase activity. Gene Ontology annotation, biological process: xylan catabolic process; arabinan catabolic process. Lineage: Eukaryota; Viridiplantae; Streptophyta; Magnoliopsida; Amborellales; Amborellaceae.
ACUGGAAACGCAUUAUGGAGCUCUCAAAGAAUAAAAUUCUUAUACAAACAAAAUCUGGUUGGAGCCUCUUUCCCAACCUUAAAUGCCCUCUCUCUCUCUCUCUAGAAACACAUUCUCUUUCUAUCUAGCAUCCGGCCAGAAGCCGAAAUCUGGACCACCGGCCCUAUUUUCCCGGCCGGUGGUUUUUCCGACGUGGUCCCCAAUUCAUCGGCGAUUUUUUCCACCAGCACGGGCUACUCUACUCGCUAGGCCAAUUCCCCCUAUAUAACCCAACCUCACCCCGACCUCUGUCUCCCACUCCAAGACGACUGACUACUCGUCUCGUCACGGCAUAGGAGCUUCCUUCUCACUCUUUCUCCCACUCUAAGAUGCGUUUUUCUUCCAUUUCUCUCUCCAAACCGCAUUUCUUCUCCGCCUUUCUCUCUAUAAGACCAUUUUUUUCUUCACCUACUCUCUCGCAAUAGGAGUGUUUUUCAACUCCUCUCCGUCUAGAAGCCGAGUUUCUUCCCAUCUCUCUCGCAAACUAAGAUGAGUUUUUCCGCCACCUCUUUCUCACUCUAACACGAUCUUUCUUCCCACCUCUCUUUCUCUCUCGCUCCAAAACGAUUUUUUCUUCCGCCCUUCUCACUCCAUUAUAAGUUCUUCUCCAAAGACAAGUUCCCCCACCUCUCAUUCUCUCUCUUGCAAUGGCGAAAUCGAUACUUUUGGCCACGUUUUUCUCUCUCCUCAUCGCGACAACUUUUCCGGCCAUCGUAGAACCAGGCCCCUCCUUCGCUUGUGACGGACAAAUGGGUUCGUUUCCGUUUUGUGACCGGUCACUGCCGAUUAACGCCAGGGUUAGCGACUUAAUCCGGCGGUUAACCUUGCCGGAAAAGACUAGGCUCCUGGUUAACAACGCGGAGGGGUUGGCGAGGCUUGGCGUUCCUCACUAUGAAUGGUGGUCGGAGGCUUUACACGGUGUGUCGAAUGUGGGGCCCGGUACAAGGUUUGGCGGUAAUGUUCCCGGUGCCACCAGUUUUCCUCAGGUCAUUUUGACGGCUGCCUCUUUUAACUCUUCACUAUGGGAAGAGAUUGGUCAGGCAGUGUCAACUGAGGCCAGGGCAAUGUACAAUGAGGGGUUAGCUGGGCUAACGUUUUGGAGCCCAAAUGUGAACAUUUUUCGCGACCCGAGAUGGGGAAGAGGACAGGAGACACCAGGUGAAGACCCGACUGUGGUGGGUAGGUACGCUGGUCGCUAUGUUAGGGGCCUCCAAAAUGCUUUUGAUGCAAAGGAUCCCAAUCGCUUGAAAGUGGCAGCUUGCUGUAAACACUACACUGCCUAUGACCUUGACAAUUGGAAGGGCGUUGAUCGAUUCCAUUUUGAUGCCAAGGUGAGCAAGCAAGACUUGGAGGACACAUAUCAGCCACCCUUUGAGACAUGCGUGGUUGAAGGGAGAGCUGCUAGUGUGAUGUGUUCUUAUAACCAGGUCAAUGGCAUUCCCACCUGUGCCGAUCCUAACCUCUUAACCAAGACUAUCCGGGGAGAUUGGGGCCUCAAUGGGUACAUUGUAUCCGAUUGUGACUCGGUGGGUGUAUUCUACGACUCGCAGCACUAUACUGCUACACCUGAAGAUGCAGCUGCCAUUGCCAUUAAGUCUGGUUUGGAUUUAGACUGUGGACCUUUCUUGGCUGAACACACAGGGGAGGCCAUGAGAAAAGGGAAAGUGAGUGAGAGAGAUAUAGACCAAGCCCUAACAAACACUUUCACCGUUCAAAUGAGGCUUGGAAUGUUCGAUGGGAACCCGGCCGCUCAGCCUUUCGGGCAGCUUGGGCACAAGGAUGUCUGCACCCCUCCACACCAACAGCUUGCCUUAGAGGCUGCUCGACAAGGAAUCGUACUCUUAAAGAAUCAUCGGGCAGCGCUUCCCCUAUUGCCAGCGCGGGUUCGCACAGUGGCUGUUAUAGGACCUAAUGCUGAUGCAACAUUCACCAUGAUCGGUAACUACGCAGGAGUUCCAUGUGGGUACACAAGCCCUGUUCAAGGUAUAAGGAGAUAUGCCAAGGCCAUCUACCAACCUGGUUGCCGAGGCGUUGCAUGCCCUACUACCGAUCUAUUUAGGCCUGCCAUUGAAGCCGCACAGAAUUCGGAUGCAACCAUUAUGGUCAUGGGAUUGGAUCAAAGCAUAGAGGCAGAGUUGAGGGAUAGAGAGGACCUUCUCUUGCCAGGACACCAGCAAGAGCUGAUACAAAGUGUCUCCAUGGCAUCAAGGGGACCAGUGGUCCUGGUCUUGAUGAGUGGGGGUCCAAUUGAUGUGUCCUUUGCUAAGGACAACAAUAGGGUCCCAGGCAUCAUUUGGGCAGGGUACCCUGGCCAAGCUGGGGGGCAAGCUAUUGCAGAUAUUGUAUUUGGUCAAUAUAAUCCAGGGGGGAAGCUACCAAUGACAUGGUACCCACAAGAAUAUGUCACCAAGUUACCAAUGACAUCCAUGAACAUGCGCCCCGAUCCCUCGAAGGGCUACCCUGGAAGGACCUACCGAUUCUACACGGGCAACACUGUGUACCCAUUCGGCCAUGGAUCGAGCUAUACCAAGUUCACAGAGUCAAUAGCCCAAGCACCAUCCAUGGUCUCGGUUCCCCUCGACGGGAAACACGGGUGCUUCCGCAACGACACCGUGUCGUGCCAAGCGGUUAGGGUGUCUCACACUAGAUGCAGUGGCUUGUUCAUGAGCCUCCAUAUUGAUGUCAAUAACAUUGGCCCCAUGGAUGGCUCCCAUGUGGUGUUUGUAUACUCCACACCUCCUCAAGGCCAUGGAGCACCAAGCAAGCAAUUGGUGGGGUUUAGGAGAAUCCAUCUCCCAUCAAACUCUCAACAACAAGCUAGGUUUGAUAUUGAUGUGUGCAGGGAUCUCAGUAUUGUGGAUCAAUUUGGCUUGAAAAAGCUGCCAAUUGGGUCUCACCUCUUCCAAGUUGGAGAAUUGACACAUUCCGUUUCCCUACAGUUGAUGAAAGUUUAAGGAUAAUAGGUCAAAUUUGACCUAGCACACUAGCCAAAGCUAGUGGUUUGCCCAAUAACAAUAUGUUUAUUUUUGCUCCCAACCAUUAAGGAGCACUAUAGUGAGUUUGUCAUAUUGUAUUCAAGGAUAUUGGGGCACAAAUGGUCUCCAAUUAGGCCUUGGUUUCUAUUUUAUUUUCAAGGGAAAUUGCAAUUGUAAAAAUGAUCCGCCACAAGGUUGAUUGUGUUGUAAAUUAUGGUUUUCUCAUAUAAUGCUUGAGAUAGUCUUUUUGCA